Messenger RNA from Stegastes partitus (bicolor damselfish), 694 nucleotides. RefSeq names its product parvalbumin beta-like. Gene Ontology annotation, cellular component: cytoplasm. The record is from RefSeq and is a predicted model, not a curated record. The transcript has 5 exons. Gene Ontology annotation, molecular function: calcium ion binding. NCBI's taxonomy places the organism in Eukaryota, Metazoa, Chordata, Actinopteri, Pomacentridae. The coding region runs from base 102 to 431 and encodes 109 amino acids.
UGUUGCUCAAGGAUAUAUAAGCGAGGAGGAGAGCAGCUAGUGGCAUUCACUCAAGUCCGCCUUGGUUUUCACUCGCCUCAACGCAGCGCAAAGAAUAAAAAAUGGCCUUCGCUGGUGUCCUCAAUGAUGCUGAAGUCAAAGCCGCUCUGGACGGCUGCGCCGCUGCUGACUCCUUCGACUACAAGAAGUUCUUCAAGACGUGCGGCCUGGCUGCCAAGAGCAGCGAUGAGGUCAAGAAGGCCUUCGGCGUCAUUGACCAGGACAACAGCGGCUUCAUUGAGGAGGAGGAGCUGAAGCUGUUCCUGCAGAACUUCUCUGCUGGUGCCAGAGCUCUGACUGACAAGGAGACCAAGACUUUCCUGUCCGCUGGUGACAGUGAUGGUGAUGGCAAGAUCGGAGUUGAUGAGUUUGCUGCCCUUGUUAAGGCAUAAAUUUCCAUUGACCAAGAUCUACUUCUUUUCAUGGAACUGCGAACUCCUCGCAAGAUUCAAUAUUCAUCAGCUGAAAGAAUAUUUUUUAUACCUUAUUUAUGAAUGCCUGCGGACUAUUUCUCAACAUGGAACACAUAUUUUACUGUUGUCAUUCAAAUGUGUUAUGUUUUGAAAAAAUGACUUGUGCAAACUGUACAACACCAUCUGCACACUUGAGGCAGAGUGAAAAACCAGGAAUAAAUACUCUUUUGGUGUAAAGUGAA